Messenger RNA from Monodelphis domestica (gray short-tailed opossum), 1904 nucleotides. Lineage: Eukaryota; Metazoa; Chordata; Mammalia; Didelphimorphia; Didelphidae. The record is from RefSeq and is a predicted model, not a curated record.
CGGAGGCACGCGUUGCUAGGGGCAACAGACGGAAGUAUGCACUCAUUGGCGUAGUAGUAAGUUGGGGAACCUGAACUUCCUGUAUUGAGGGGCGGAGCUUUUCGGUCUCUGUGGUGACAGAUUUCCACCUUGUUAACUGGCUGGCUGUUAAUCCUAGCGAUGGAUUCCGAAAGCCUAUUGCUUUCCUUGGAGCUGGCAUCAGGCAGCGGGCAGGGUUUAAGCCCAGACCGUCGGGCCUCGCUGCUCACGUCCCUGCUUCUCGUUAAACGCGACUACCGCUACGAUCGGGUGCUGUUCUGGGGCAGGAUCCUCGGCCUGGUCGCUGACUACUACAUCGCACAGGGUUUGGGCCCCGACCAACUAGGGGAGCGGAAAAGCUUGUACAGUUUGAACUGCAUGGAAUGGAGUCUCCUGCCACCAGCGACAGAAGAGAUGGUGACCCAGACAUCUGUGGUAAAGGGCCGCUUCAUGGGGGACCCUUCGCAUGAGUAUGAGCAUGUUGAGAUGCAGCGCAUGACUGAAGGAGACAGGACAUAUGAAGAUGAGGUGGUGAUCCAAAUCAAGGAGGAAUCUCGCCUAGUGUCAGUCAUUGAUCAGAUUGAUAAGGCAGUGGCCAUCAUCCCCCGUGGAGCCUUCUUCAAGACCCCCUUUGGACCUGUUCAUGUCAAUAGGACCUUUGAAGGAUUAACUCUGGCAGAUGCCAAGAAGCUCACUUCCUACUUCCAUUUCACGGAGCCUAUAGAAUUAAAGAACAAGAGCCUGCUGGAGAAAGCUGAUUUGGACCCUUCCUUAGACUUUCUGGACAACCUAGAACAUGAUAUCCCUAAAGGUCUCAGUCCCCUUCAGCCAGAGCUGAUAUCCUGAUUGUUAGCUGGCUCAGCUGUAAAGAAAGGAGGGUGAUUUUAUCUGUAAGUGGACAAGACUCUGAGAAGUGGUGAUCUAUUCACACCAGUGCUUAAGGUUGUAGGAAACUGGUAGGGAAGCUCAUAAGGUGGGAGGUAGAUGAGAGGAAAGGGAUAAAGAAAGAAGCAACAGUUACUCUAUUAGGCAAUUUGCUUUAUUGCCUUUGAAGAAUGUGAAUAAAGGGUGUUUGCUGGGAUGUCAUGGGCCAAAACAAAACAUAUUAAUUCUUAAAAUAUGAGAUAUCCCUCCUUAACCCCUCUCCCCACACCAAAAAAAUUAAAUAAAAAUGAGAGCAGCAACCUGCAGUGCAGAGCCCACUUAAGAGUGCAUUCAUGUCAGUUUAGAUGAACUGGGUUAGGAGUACCAAAAUACUAAAAAUCUUCAAACUUCCAUUUAUUCAAUGGCUUUUUAAUUCUCUUCUCCUUAACCUUUAUCCACAGUUUCUGAUAUGACCAAAAUGGACUGGUUGGAGUUUCACCUCUUCAUUUCCUUUGCCCUCCCUCUGGUAGAGGGCUUUAAUAACCCCAGUAAAGGAUUUAAUGAGCAAUGAAAUGGCCAAAAGGCUCUCAGGAGAUGUAAAAGGUCUGGAUAAUCAGCCUCAGGAUAAUUAAAUUGUCUUCAUUUCUACCAACGAAACCACAUAAACCAGGAUGAAAUUCCAAAAGUUCUGGAACCUUUUCUAAUAGCCAGCUGGGCACUAGUAACUCUAGUUGGAGGUUCUCAGCUUCAACUCAAUCUAAUCUGUCUGCCUGUUCCUUCCCCAGGGUCCUGGAGUGUCCAGAUGGAGAGAGGAAAUGCAUUGGUUGUACUACGAAGUUUGCUUUGGCCAGGGCUGACAUUCUUCCAUGCUCCCAGGACCAAGAACCAUGGUUAUAUUUAUGUGGGCACUGGUGAGAAGAACAUAGAUUUGCCCUUCAUGCUGUGACUAGGGUGUGCCUCAGACUGGGUACUACUUAAUAUGCUGAGACACUUUAAUAUUUUCAUAAAUCCCCAUGAAUUUA